GGGCUUUAUCUCCCAGCUCGGGCAAGCUGCAUUUUGCUUAGCGGUUAGCCUUGAGUCUGAGCUUGGAGUUCGUCAUUCUCCAGUUCUCUGGAAGACAACUUACCAGCUUUUUGGCGCUCUUGCUUCCAGCUUUCCAGCUUGCACGGUUUGCGAUCGCGCUGCCCAGCCCCCCCCCACUGUGUUUAGCCAGCAGUCUAGAUGCGCCACGUCAUGGCGUCUCUCUACAGCCUGUUUGAGCAGGUGAUUGUGAUGCCCCUGGAGCACCUUGCUCAGACCUUUUGUGGGCGAGCACGCGGUGCUGCUGAGGUCCUUUGCUCCACCUUGAGCGAGGUACCUGGAGGGGAGCUGUUGGCAGGGGUUGCGCGUGAGGCCUUGGAUGCGCUUCUCCCUGCAGAGGAGAAGGCCCAGGCGGAGGGGCAGUGGAGGAUGGUGGGAGGGCUGGUGGAGCCAGAGGAGGAGGAGGGAGAGGUGGAGAGGGAGGAGGAGGAGAGGUUGGUGGUUGUGACUGAGGGUGUCCGAGAGGAGGAGGAUGCGUCAGAGUCUCCCCGGACAGACUGCGCAGAGGGUGAUUGCCAGCAGGCGCCCUCUGCAGAGCCCCUCCUCGACGUGGUUGACGCCUCCCCCGCCGAAGCCUCGGCGCCCGACCAGACGGAGCAGCGGGACACCGGCGCGGCGGAGGCGGACUCCACUGUCACUAGGGAGGAGGCAGACGACUGUGGCGCCCGGGAGGGGGACGCAGAUCGGUCUCCCGGCGCCUCCUGCGCAGAGGGUGGCUACCACGAGGCACCCUCUGCCGCGCCCCUCACUGAGGCGGCUGCAGACUCCCCCGCCGCUGCCCCUGCGCCCUUGCCGCUCCCUGCUUCGGACGUGGGGGUUAGGGCUUCUGAUGGGGAGAGGGCGGUGGCUGAGACAGUGGGGGCUGAUGAGGGCGAGGCAGAGGCGCUGUCUCAUGGGGAGGCGCUGCUGCUCAGGGGGGUGCUGGUAGAGACUGCGGGUGUGGAGGGGGUGGGGCCGAGGGAGGAGAGUGUCAUGCUGCAGGACCAGGAUCUAGUACAGGCCGCCAGGAUCGCUCCGCGCUUUCCCCCCCAGUACUCAUCCCUGGCUAGGGUCCUGGACUUCUACCCACAUGUCAUGAUGGGGACGGAGCUGGGCAAGGGCGGGCAGGGGACGGUGCACCUGGCGGACGUGCUCUGCGCGAACAGGGGGCGCUUCCCGGUUGCCGCAAAGGUCCCCGCAGCGGGCCUCCCGGGGGACUACCUGCUGCAAGAGGCCCUCGUCUGUCUGGAGCUCCAGGGCUGCCCCAACGUGAUCCACCUCCUGGGCUUCACCGUCCAGCGGGGCACGUUCAUCCCGCUCUACGCGCUCGCGGACCCCUCCCCCGCCUGGACGCAGCCCGGAGCCGGGGCGCAGUGGACCCCCCCCCAGCUGUACCACAUCGCGGUGAUGGUCUACCAGGUCGCGCUGGGGCUGGAGGGGAUGCACGACCUGGGCUGGCUGCACGGCGAUCUCAAGGUUGAGAACAUCCUCUUCGACUUCCGCCGCGUCAUGCUGGCGGACUUCGGCAUCGCCGUUCGGGAGAGCGAGGCUGCCGCCAAGGGGGCGGGCGGCACCCUGGGUUACCUCUCCCCCGAGGUGUAUCUCCAUCGGUACCAGACGAAGCAGAGCGACGUCUACGCCUUGGGCGUGGUCAUCUGGGCGCUGGUUACUGGCAGCCGCCCCCACUACGGCUUCCGCGAUACCUUGAAGGGAAGGAGGCCACAGAAAGGAACGUAGGGAAGGAGGCUGGAACAAAGCUGUGGAAGGAAUUGAUAAACAAACACGGUGACAACGUCACAUUAAAGGCGAGAACACGUUCAGGAAACGGUUUACACUACUUUUUCUCGGCAAGCAAGACCGAAGGGCUUCUCAAUCCAUCAAACUUCUCGACAAUCUUUCACGAAGGUACCACAUGUGCGAUGGAUGGUCGUGGAAAGGAUGGAUUAGCUUUUGUAAGCCCCUCGAGUUACCAAGAUAACAAAGGCAGAACAUUUGGUUAUUCCUGGAUAGAAGGUGAUGAAACCACAUCACGAGUUGCUAUGCCGCCGUGGUUGGUUCGAUUCCUGAACAACACGUCAGCAAAGGCAGUCGGUGGUACAACGGGAAAUGUGAAGGUCAGCAAGACCCUCAGCAACUCGAAUACUAGCAAUAGGCCCAUCAGCUCGCCGCACGUGACAAUCCGUACAUGCAAGCUGAAGAAUCAACAGGGGGCUCGGACUUAAACAUGGAUUCUGUGACGGUUGGACAGGGUUCACACGC
Klebsormidium nitens is the source of this 2295-nucleotide messenger RNA. The record is from the annotation of a GenBank genome assembly. NCBI's taxonomy places the organism in Eukaryota, Viridiplantae, Streptophyta, Klebsormidiophyceae, Klebsormidiales, Klebsormidiaceae.